Messenger RNA from Drosophila innubila, 2401 nucleotides. RefSeq lists its product as uncharacterized. The transcript is spliced from 2 exons. The coding region runs from base 34 to 2181 and encodes 715 amino acids. The record is from RefSeq and is a predicted model, not a curated record. Lineage: Eukaryota; Metazoa; Arthropoda; Insecta; Diptera; Drosophilidae.
CAAAAAGAAUAAAUUUCCGAAAUACAGUCGAGGAUGGUGCGACGGAGGAGUGUGGCACGUGGAUUGGCCAAUCAGCUGGAGUUGGAGCUGAUGACGUCAUCGCCGUCGGUGGCACAAUAUGCCGCCUGGUUGCAAGCCUCCACGCCGCAUGUGGCAAGCAACUAUCAACUGUUGCAGUGGCAGCAACAGCAGCAACAGUCGCAGCCAUUGAUGGGCAGACUGUGCAACAAGAUGGUCGGUUGCAUGCCACGUCUGCCGACCUUGCCACAACCGGAGGUCAGCAGUCGCAAGUUGAGUCGCUUGCGUCGCGGUGUCAUGAGCUGGCCACCAGAGGUAAUACACGUGCCACACGUGCCACAUGUGCCACACAUGCCACAACGGCCCUGUCAGUUGGCACAGUCGCAGUCUGUGACGCUGCCACAUUGGUGUCGUGCCACGGACGCGCCACAGCGUGGCAGACAACGUGGUCAUGUGGCAAGAACAGUGGAGACUCGACAAUCAGCUGACAAUCAGCUGAAGCGGCAGCAACAAAUGCAAAUGUGGCAGCGGCAACAGUGGCUGGUCACACAAAAAAACAAUUUUCAACCUUUUAAUUUUGGAAAAUGCGCGGAGAGUUUUCUGAAAUUUAAGCAAUCUGAUUCUAACCUAUUUGCUGCCACAAAUGUUGCAAGUAGCAUGCUGCCAGUGAGCAUAUUGAAAAAUUCCAACAAGACACCGCUGGAACAUUGCGAGAAUUUCAGUUAUGUGAAGGUGGCAAAGCAGAUGAUGCAACCUGCCACAGAUUCCCUUGAGAUGAAGAAGAAGCAGCAGCUGCAACAGCGUUCGGUGAGCUUAGAUAAGAAAUUGUUGUCGUGCAGCAACGAAACGAGCACAACAACAUUAACUAACACUCCCAACGAGGCACUAACAGUUGGUUGCCACACAGCGGAAGAAUCCAAUCAGACUGCGCAGGCGCAGACAACUUCCAAUCAGAUACAUUUACGAGCCUCCGAAGAGAGUUUGAAUCAGCUUGCCACAGAUAUUGACUUGAAUUUGACUGCGAUACGGCAACUCCUGGAGUUGCAACUGCCAGAAAAUGGUGCAACACAAAUAAAUGCCAAGAAACUCAACAAUCUGGCAACCUUGUUGCAGCAACGCAUUGGCGUGAACUGCCAGACAGGAAUUCAUCUCAAAGGCGGUGAAUCACAGGAAUCGGCAACUGAAGCCAAAACGGAACUGGAGUCGGAGUCAGUUGGAACUAUUAAAAGUUCAUAUGAACCUCAAGCUCAUAUGAAUUCAGCUGAAACAUCCAAAUGUUCACUCGAACGACCACUUCAAACGGAAUCAGCAACUUUCAGAAGUUCAAUUGAACGCGAAGCUCAAACGGAAUCAGUUGGAACUGCAAUAAAUUCACAUCAAACCCAAGUGGAGUUGAAAAGUUCACAGGAACGACAUGUUCAAACGGAACCAGUUGCAUCUGUCAGAAACUCACUUGAACAAUUAGCUAAAACGGAAUCAAUUGCAGCAAUAAAAAAUUCAUUUGAACCACUAACCCAGAAAAAAUCAGUUGCAACCAGAAAAACUUCACCUAAACAAAAUCCCCAAACGGAAUCAGUUGGAUCUGUAAAAAGUUCACAUGAACGACAAUUGAAUCUGAACAAAUUGUUUCAGGCGGGGAAUUUGCCGGGCGGCGAGUCGAAUCCCAUGUGGGAGACUCUCAUGCAGCUGGCGGCGCACAUGUGUGAGAACAAGGAUGAGAGCAGAGAGAAGCCGCCAAAGCAAUACUCAAUAUAUUUGAUGGUUAGUUCCGAUGAUGAAAACGAUACGGAAACGGAGGCAAGAGAUGCACAGCAAAUUCGGCAAUUGUCUGAUUUAAUGCAGCAGGAAAAUAAUAACUAUUCUGCAUGCAUCCCUGGUAGUUUGACCUAUAAAAUGCCCGAAAAUUUCUCAGAACCGACGGGCAAUUUUUAUCAAUUUCCAGAAGUGCGCAAAAAGAAGAAGAGAAAUUUAUACCGUAAGAGAAGUGAUGAAGACGACAUCUUGAAUCCAUCGCUGCCACAGAGAAAACCGUUACACUGGCCCAAACAGGACUUUUCCAAGGCUUCCACCAAGAAGAACAAAAAGUUAUUGAAUUCCUCUUGCAAAUUCAGCUGUUUUACAAAUCCUCAAUCUCUCCGAAAGUGCCAAUAUCGCUGGUCCUAGUCGUAUCCCUCUUUGAAGUCCCCUUUCAUGGAUUGCUCAUAAUAACAGACCCUCGAUAAGGCUGUAAUCCCAGAACUUUAUCGAAGGUCUGUACUUAUUUGCUAUUCAUGUAGGAAACUUUAAAAAAAAUGUUGUUCAAAAUUGUUCAAGUAUGUGUCGCAAAUUGUAAUACAAGUUGAAAAAGCUACAAAAAUAAAGUUGGAUAUCGAUUUCAAGUUAA